Messenger RNA from Toxoplasma gondii ME49, 7065 nucleotides. RefSeq names its product zinc finger (CCCH type) motif-containing protein. NCBI's taxonomy places the organism in Eukaryota, Apicomplexa, Conoidasida, Eucoccidiorida, Sarcocystidae. Gene Ontology annotation, molecular function: metal ion binding. Bases 311 to 4207 code for a protein of 1298 amino acids. The transcript is spliced from 2 exons. The record is from RefSeq and is a predicted model, not a curated record.
UUUCCUUUUCGUUCUUUUCCAGUAAUUGCUUGGAAAUGUUUGCUGGCCUGCUGGAGCGCUUCGCAUGACUGGAGGGUUUGUUCACUGCGGGGUUCGUUAGAGUCGCCUCCGGCGGCGGCUUUUUUGUGGGGUCGCCAGCAGUGGGUGCGAUAUCCGUCUCUAGCAAGAGACACGGCACAGUAGGACAACGAUGUUGCACGUCAUUGAAAUAUUUUGAUCGGAGUUCGUGUACUGUUUCUUACUGCGGGAAAUUGAUUCGACAACGGCGUUGUCGCCACUUUUGCGACACCAGCGCCUACUCAUUUGUGAAAUGGAGGACCCCGUAAGUGUUGAGUCCUCCGUUUCUGCUUCGCAGGUAGCAGAGUCGAGCCGGCCAGUGUCGUUUCGUGGUAAGAGCGUUUCGCCAUCCGAUUCUGGAGGCCACCGAACUCAAGACAAGCGAAGGAAUCGCCAUUCACGGGCCCCAUUGUACUGCGCCGAGCUAGUAAAGUCAAACGGCCCUGCCGUCGCCACCGGAACAGGAAAUGAGCCCGAUGGUUCGAGAGCGCCGCGAAGUUCGAAGGAAAGCCAGACUCGCGCGGUUGACAUGUGCGGUGUAAAUGAGGUUGUGGAGCUGGUAAUCGGUGGCCAUAUCUUCUUCGCAUCUGAGUCUACUCUUCGCCGUUCUAAAACUCUACAACAACUCCUCCAAAAAGUGUCUGUCAAACAAUCACAAGGCAGCGGAGAGUCGUGUAAGACCGGGAACCGGGUGCCGGAAUCCGAAUGUAACCAGUUAUCCUCUUGUUUUUCGGAAGGAGGCUACUCCCUGGCUGAUGUCAGUGCCACUGCCGAACCAGGACCGACCACCAGUCCCAGCGUUAGAAGCGUUUUCGUUGAUCGUGACCCUUACCGUUUCAGUUUUGUUUUGGACUAUCUUCGGAAUGGCCAACUGGAUGUACGGGAGACCAGCGACGGGCAGAAAGUUUAUAGGGAGGCGCUGGCACUUGGCAAUCCCUCGGGUGGAAGCGGAGACUUUUCAGGCAAUGUUCACUAUCGUGGGUGUCGUGUGGGCGACUCCGAUGAGAAGCGCGAUGGUGCUUUCAACUCUGCGUGCCUGUCUCUUGUCAGCUUACGUUGUGAGUUUGAUUACUUUGGUAUCGACUGGCCUAGCCGCUGUUUGCGCUGUGAAGUUUUAUUUGACCCGUCGCGUUGUCAGCAGUUGUCCGCAGAUUCCGUUGACCCCAGUGGAUAUGCGCUAGGUUUGCAGCAUGAUGUGUCAGAUAACGACCCCUCUGCUUCGACAGUUGGACAGACAUCCAGCACAUCGGCAGCGUUUCCACCAGCAAGAGGGGAUGGCGGUCCAGAGGUGAAGUGCUACUACCACCCAGGUGAACUGAUUGAGAUCGACCUUUCCUCCUCCGAGUGUGGCGACACUGGUGCUCGUAAAAAAGCACUGGAGCGCCAGAGAGCCGAACGCAGGAAGCUCCUCUAUUACACAUGCUGCAACCGACGCGAAGAUGCAAUCGGGUGCCAGGCGGGGGCGCACCUGAGUGAGGAAGAAGCUCUAGCCAGGGCACUUCGACGCCGAAGUCCACCGACGGCUAGCUGCGGUGCCCAUGAGGACGGAGGGAGGCUUCUAAGAACGGCAGCGGCCUCCACUGGCGACCUUGGUUGCGACAAAUCGGUUUUAGAAACUGAGACUGUGGAGUGCGGUGGAGAGAGCGAGACUGCGAAGCAAGUCGCUGUGCAACAAUCCAUCGCCAUAGCGAUGUCCGCAUGCGAGACUGCGGCGUUCAGGCGCAUGCAGAAAGAACACGGGGCAUGUUUCUCGCCCGAGGACGGGGCUAACUGUGGCAGCGGCCAUGCCGACGGACAAUGGCGGGCACCAGCUCGUUGCGAUAUUACCUUGAGGUGCGACGCCGCGGAGAAGCGAGAAGCUGGAGCGCCCGAGCCACAAAACUCGUGGCCGAGUGGGGCCAAAUCCUCUCCGAGCAAUCCAGAAUCCUCGUUAUGCCGUGCAGACUCUUUAAGCUGUUCAGGAGCGGACUUUGCGGGUGGAUCUCCGUAUGCGGCUUCGGGAUUACAGAUGCCACAGUACCCCGGGGCGUCUGUCUGUUCAACAUCUUCGCCUGGUGUGGGGUACCUUCUGACCGUGCAAUACUCACAGCAGACAGCUCAGGGAGCGGCUGUCUGGUCCGGUGGUCCCGAUGCCAGUCCCCCUUCGAGCGUAUCUGCCGACCCGCAGCAUGGUGGCUUUCCGGGUGCCUAUCUUCCGGCGUACUCCGUAGGCGUGGCACGGCCGGAACGAACUUCGCCGGGAGCAAACAAUUCGGCGUCAAUGACGCUGUACAGCCAGCCUGCGGCACCUCGUUACCAAAUCGGGUCAUCUGUGCCGCCUCUGGUGUCCUCGUCGUGGGCAUGUCCGUUCUACUAUGUCCCAGGACCUUCGGUGCCACCAAGCAGCGCUCACGGCGUCACGAAUCUUCUGCUUGCGCCCCAGCAAUCGCAGUCCGAGCCUGCGCAGUUGCUCCAUCACCAGAUGAAUGCGCAGCAGGCUUCCCUGUAUGCGUGGGAGGCUAUCGCGGCUUCUGGAGCUCCGAUGCAGGCCGCGAAGCCGCACGACUCUCGUGUGAUGUGUGGGCUAGCCGCUGCACCGAAGAAACCCGCAGGCGGCGCAUUUUUUUGUCCAUGGCAAGAGCCGCCAUCGGAGGCUCUGAGUCAAGGCGCAUCCACGGCCGGGUGUUCCUGGCCUCAAGAACAGCACGGCCACCAUCAGCAGUGCCUCGUCCAGGAGCCUCAGUUUCUGCACCUUCCGUUCCAACAGCCCCACGAUGUCCCCUCCAUGCCAUCGGCAGUAAGGACAUCGCAGGCCACGCCUCCAGAGGCUGCGGCGCGGAGUGAGGUUGUGGAGCAACUGGGAGAUUCGCCGAGACUUCACGACGCCGAGAGGCAGAGGCGAACUGGCGAAAUAGCUCCCCGGGAGGGCGACACCGACGAAAAAGGGCGUUCUCUGCAGAGUGACCCGGAAGGCGAGCGGGACACGAGCAGGCGUCCACUCAGUAGCAUGGAUUCUUCGGAGGAGAUGGGCUCUGAGUCGCCUGCAGGGGCUGGUGGUGGCGCAGCAAAGAGUGCAGGAGAGUCCCAUGGAUUAAGCCUGACUCAAGGGGGGGUGUCCCCUGGGGCAGGUGGCCUAGGCGGCGAAUCGCGCUCGGAUGCCAGCCACUCAAGUUCGCGCCGGAGAAGGACAGGGAGAGCUGGGGCCAGCAAGCGACAUCAAGCGAACGCGUGCACCAGCGAGGGAAGGGAGGAGUCUCAGGGCCAGAUGGAUUACCAGGCGGAAACAUGCGUUGUGAGUCAAGAGGACUACGGUCUUCCUGCAGAGGCCUCCGAACCUUGUUGCCAGAAGAGAUUGGAGGAAACGAGAACGCCUUCGUGUGAGUCUCCGACAGCUAGGAAGAAGGAAGUGGACGUGCUGUGCCGUGACAAGAAACAGGGGACGAACCGACCAGGACGAGCCAACAGACGCACUCCAGACUGUGCUGUGUUUGGGUCUUGGCAGAGCACAGAUAUUGAAGACACUCCAACGCUCGAUUGUGGCGCGGCCGCUGCCGGCGAUGCACCCGAAAAGAGUUUGACAGUUGAAGUCUUUCAGAAUCAGCAUGAGAGGUGCACCUGCGAAGCGGCAGAUGCAUCCGCGUGGGAUCGCAUUUGCUCGACAGGCGGCCUUGAAUCUCCACUCGCCAGCCGCUGCACGCGCGUAACGAAUGCCGAGGAUGAAUGCUGUGGAUUUCCAGAUAGUGGCAUCGGCUGCAACCAGGUCUCCGCCAGCGCUGCAGCACCAAAGGGCGCAUGCUCUGCGCAUGGCAGUGGGGCCUCCGGGAAGGGAAGCUGUGCAAUGAAUCCCCUGUUCAAGACCAAAAUGUGUCCGCUGCUUAAGGCGGGGUUGUGCCCAAAGACGGCUCGACGCUGCAAGUUCGCGCAUGCUCUGCAGGAGCUGCGACCGACAGCCGAGUUCUACAAGACCCAGAUGUGCAGUUUCUGGAUGAUGGGAUUUUGCCGGGCGGGCAUCAGCUGCCGCCACGCUCAUGGAGAAGACGAACUGAAAGUGCGCCCGAUAGGCGAGUCGCGGCCUCUAGUGGAGGGGCGCAAAGUAGGUGACAGGCGCCUGCCCGCAAGCAAUGAUGCACUAGAGACAAGUGCCAACUCCACGUCGCAGCUUCGUCCGUGAUAAACGAGCCUGGGGUCCUUGCUUGGCAUGUCGACUGUUUUCGGAAGAACACGACGGCUCUAGGUGUGGAAUAGAGUAGUGAAACACUGCUGAACAAUUUCACGAUUUUAUGAUAAGGGGUUGCUCCAGGCGUGCAUAAUGAUGUCCAGUGACACCGGCAGGCUGGCAUGCCCAUUCGCGUGCAUGCGCCGGGCGACCGAGGACAGCACAUGACACGUAGCUGGACAUCCCGACUUGUAGGUCUUCCCCGGGGACUGGGAUACUCGAGAGAGGGGACAUACCGAGUAUGCCCUGCGAACAGGGUAUGCCCCAGCAGAUGGUGCUGGGAAAGCAAGCGAAAGAAAAAAAAAACACCCAUGUGCUGCAGGGACGCACGAUAAAGAUCGCGGUAUUGAAAAACACCAUCGUGAACCGCUUGCUGCAUGUGGUUUAGAAUUUAGCGCCAAACUCGUCAUGCGGUCUUGGCGGCAUUUGAGACCUGUCACAGGGUCUUUUGGAAUUGACUUCAUUUUUGCUGGGAACUUUGUUCGUAUCUAGUGACAUCUUCUGUGCGUCGGGAAAGUCCACGAGGGGACUCUUCAGGCGGGUGGUUCUUCUUGACACUUUAAGGAUCGGGAUUAUAAGGAGUUGUCACUCGAUGUCUUUCACGCUUUUCGUUAGGUAUUAGUAACUGAUUCAUAGCAGGGGAACUUGUUCCGAUGUCUCGCUUCCGUUUUGAAGAAGGACUGUCAAGAAGUCAAGGUGCUUUUAGCAGAGAGCACCUGCGCAGUUAAACUCGUCGACGAUGUUGCUUUACGGCAGUGCUUAUCGUUUUUUCUCUACGAGUAUGUCAUUUGUGUCUUGGCCGUCUGAUACAUGGAAUUCGGUUUACGACAGAAAAACUCGUCUCAACUUCGAGAUACGCACUCGGCUUGGUGUGUGUGGGGGUAUGCUUCCGAACAUGAGAAGGUAGUAGAAAACGGCAGCUCCCAAACAGGGGAGAGGGGCGCCUCCGACGUCCUGCGAUCGUUAAGCACACGAGUUUUCGUCCGGUAGAUGUAAGUGCAUUCGCAGCAACUAUUCGGACUUCGGAAACGAACGCGUUCAACAUCGAUUGCCUCCGGCAUUGUCUCUUAUGUGCUUGCGCGCCAUGAGCGUGCUGCAUGGAGGCUGGGAAAAGGACCUCCUCGUGUGCAGCAAUUUCGCUACCCUCCUCCCGUUCUGGUCUGUGUUGCGUCGAGAUGACUCCACGUUGGCCAGUGAAUGCAGAUGUGACAGUAUCAUGAGGAUGGGCAACAGCUGAGGCUGGUUGUUGUUUUUGCCGCAGUUCUUCGGCGGGACCGUUAAACCGGGAUCCACUUGUGAGGAGGUCCACUGUGCGUGCAUGGGCGUGCCCGCACAGAAACAAAAGCGUGGUUGACAAGAGUCAUCUUCUGCCAAGGUACAGAUGCACGCUCGCUAUUGCAGCGGCUUUCCUGGUCCCUGGAACCCUUGUUUUUCGUGGGCCAAAGCCCCUUUUGUUCACAGGUUGACCGGAACUGAACCAGAGAUCCGGAAACAGAAUCCCGUCGGUACGCUGCUCUAGAUACGUCCCUCUUUCCUUGGAAACAACGUGACAUUCCUCGACGUGUGUGUCUGAUGCCUUGCGCUCGCCGUCGUGUAACAGCAGUGAGGGACACAAAGUGGGAGAGCGGGGAAUACGAGUUGCCCUAGUAGGCGACUUACACAGCAUACGAAGCGCGCUCGGUGUCAUUGCCGUGCGAAGUACCAGCCCGUGAUAAUUGCUGUUAUGCCUUCGACCAAAAGCAUGUGGAAAUAGGAAGCCAUAAAUCGGCUGUUUUUCUACAAACCCACGGGCCUCCUGAGAAACGAAUCAAAGAAUUCCUGAACAGUGCGCUGGUGUAAAAUAGAGCGUGCUGCUCCGAUGUAGAGUGGAGCGGGAAGAGGGUGGGCAAGAGUUUGAAGGCUUGGACUGAUUUCUGUACAUUCUGUGCCGUCACAACCUGGUGAAGGGCAUGCUAUUUUUAAACAAGAUGCGGCAGUGUGAACGUGUUUCAAUGAACGACUGAUAACUCGGAGCUCAAGUUAUUAAAGACAUACGUACCGAUGUCCAUUCCUUAUGAACAGGGUAGUCUAUUCUGGACAAGGGGUGCGAACCUCGGGAAUAUCUCCGGUAGGUGGAGACCAAAUUUUAGCAAGCGACAUGCAGCACGUUGUUUGGAUGGCUCCUUUUAGUGAAACAGUGAUCGUGCUGAAUGUGGUACUCUAUUUCUGUCAAGCACCAAUAAGCAUGGCUCGUCGUUACCUUUUUUUCGAUCAAGGCGUUACAACGUCGUGAACGUUUCUGUCCGGUCAUACUCUUGCUCCAGCGGAUGCAAGAUGUCUCGAGAGUACUUUCAUGAACUGUGUUAGCACAUUUGCAAUUUGGAAAGCAACGUGGGUUGUUUCACCCGACAAAGGAAAGAAUAUGUUUUAGAACUGACGAUACAUCCCCCGUGCUACGCAGCUCACAGUGAUGCUGCAGCCUGUAGCGCUUCGUGGAAUCGGCUGGUGCUCUGCAGAAGUGGUGGCAAACGUACUUACAGCCCAAUUACAGUUUCCAGGGUGAACAGGAUUUUUACGAGGGAAGGAAACGUAAGAAAUGAAUCGCUUAGGUGCCAAUACCGGCAAGGAACUCGCUUACGGCAAGGGCGUUUGGCGCAGUCGGUAGCGCGUGGGUCUCAUAAUCCCAAGGUCGCGAGUUCGAUCCUCGCAGUGCCCACUGAUUUCUCCCUUUAACAGGCAAUCGUUCUCGGAUGGUCUUCACCCUUUCAUCCAAAAGAUAAUGGCGCAGAACCCCCACUGAUGGCAAUGCCUGUAGCUGUGUGUGUGUGUGUGUG